This is a messenger RNA of Beta vulgaris subsp. vulgaris (sugar beet), 4827 nucleotides long. RefSeq lists its product as hypothetical. Gene Ontology annotation, molecular function: protein binding. The transcript has 22 exons. The record is from RefSeq and is a predicted model, not a curated record. NCBI's taxonomy places the organism in Eukaryota, Viridiplantae, Streptophyta, Magnoliopsida, Caryophyllales, Amaranthaceae. The coding region runs from base 335 to 4558 and encodes 1407 amino acids.
AAUUACCAAAGAGGGAAACUCUCCGCGGGGAAGAGAAAAUGAGGAAUGUAAAACUGAGCAUAGCAUAAGAAAAUUGAACUAAGAAUUCCUCAAACAUCAAACUUCAAAACAACUUUGUGAUUUCUUCCACUCACACAGCUUAAUUCGAUGAUCACUUUAAACUUAAAAACCAGCUAAUUCAUCUGCAUCUUCAACUCUCACGAAUAAACUUUCAUCAUCUCUAACUUUUUGUUGCAGAUCCAAUUCAAUCUUUACCUCUCUCUCCUCCCCGCUUUACUCAAGAAUCAACCAGAUCUAACCUCUUUUGUUAGAGAGAGAAAGAGUUUGCGAAGAAAUGCUAAGGUUAAGGGCAUUUCGCCCGACAAAUGAGAAGAUAGUAAAGAUUCAAGUUCAUCCAACGCAUCCAUGGCUUGUCACUUCGGAUGCUUCUGAUCAUGUUUCUGUUUGGAAUUGGGAGCAUCGUCAGGUUAUUUACGAGCUAAAAGCUGGCGGAGUUGAUGAAAGGCGGCUUGUUGGUGCCAAAUUGGAGAAGCUUGCUGAGGGUGAAUCUGAGUCUAGAGGGAAGCCUACUGAAGCUAUACGGGGAGGGAGCGUUAAGCAGGUCAAUUUUUAUGAUGAUGAUGUACGGUUUUGGCAACUUUGGCGUAAUCGAGCAGCAGCUGCUGAGGCUCCAUCAGCAGUUAGUCUUGUCACUUCUGCUUUAAGCCCUCUAGCUCCAGCAACAAAAGGAAGACAUUUUCUGGUCAUCUGUUGUGAGAAUAAAGCUAUUUUUCUGGACUUGGUAACUAUGCGUGGUCGUGAUGUUCCCAAGCAAGAACUUGACAACAGAUCCCUAAUGUGCAUGGAGUUCCUGUAUAGAUCCACUGCAGGUGAAGGUCCACUAGUUGCUUUUGGUGGAUCAGAUGGUGUGAUUAGAGUUCUUUCAAUGAUAACUUGGAAGCUUGCUCGGAGGUACACUGGAGGCCACAAAGGAGCUAUAAAUUGCCUGAUGACUUUCAUGGCUUCUUCAGGCGAGGCGUUGCUGGUCUCAGGUGGGAGUGAUGGCUUGCUGAUACUCUGGAGUGCCGAUCAUGGUCAUGAUUCCCGAGAGCUUGUACCCAAACUUAGUCUAAAGGCACAUGAUGGUGGAGUUGUGGGUGUAGAAUUAUCAAGAGUGUCUGGUGGUGCGCCACAGCUUAUCACAAUUGGUGCUGAUAAAACACUGGCUAUAUGGGACACAAUAUCAUUCAAGGAGAUGCGGCGGAUAAAACCUGUUCCAAAGAUGUCUUGCCAUAGUGUGGCAUCUUGGUGCCAUCCUCGUGCUCCAAACCUUGAUAUAUUGACCUGUGUGAAGGAUUCACAUAUAUGGGCCAUUGAACAUCCAACAUAUUCAGUGUUGACAAGGCCAUUAUGUGAACUUUCCUCUCUUGUUCCUCCACAGGCUCUUGCACCGAACAAAAAGCUCCGGGUUUAUUGUAUGGUUGCACACCCUUUACAGCCUCACCUGGUUGCUACUGGAACAAAUAUUGGUGUAAUCAUUAGUGAGUUUGAUUUUCGAGCUCUUCCACCUGUGGUUGCUUUACCGUCACCGCCUGGAAAUCGAGAGCAUUCUGCGGUAUAUGUAGUUGAAAGGGAACUUAAAGUAUCAACCUUUCAGUUGUCUAAUACAGCAAACCAAUCUUUGGGUAGCAAUGGCUCAUUGACUGAAUCAGCUAGGUCUAAGGUGGACUCAGAAGCAUUGCAGGUCAAACAGAUAAAAAAGCCUGUCAGUACACCUGUUCCACAUGAUUCAUACUCAGUUCUUUCUUUGAGCAGUUCAGGAAAGUAUCUAGCUGUGGUGUGGCCCGAUAUCCCUUACUUUUCUAUAUACAAGGUCAGCGACUGGUCUAUAGUUGAUUCAGGCAGCGCAAGACUCUUGUCAUGGGAUACUUGUCGUGAUAGAUUUGCAAUAUUAGAAUCUGCUGUUGUUCCACGAGUUCCUGUGAUUCCAAAGGGGGGUUCAUCUAGAAAAGCCAAGGAAGCUGCUGCAGCGGCUGCAGCCGCGGCUGCUGCUGCUAGUGCUGCGUCUUCAGCCUCUGUUCAAGUUCGAAUUUUACUGGAUGAUGGGACAUCUAACAUACUGAUGAGGUCAAUUGGUGGAAGGAGUGAGCCGGUUAUCGGUUUGCAUGGAGGUGCACUCCUUGGUAUUGCAUAUCGAACUUCUCGCCGUGUUAGUGCUGUUGCAGCUACUGCAAUUUCAACAAUUCAAUCAAUGCCGUUAUCGGGCUUUGGGUCUGGUGCUUCGUCAUUUAACACAUUUGACGAUGGUGUCGGUUCUGGAACCUCAUCCACUCAAAAUUUCCAGCUUUAUAGCUGGGAAACUUUUCAACCUGUAGGCAGUCUUCUCCCACAGCCAGAGUGGACAGCUUGGGACCAAACUGUUGAGUAUUGUGCUUUUGCCUAUCAGAAAUAUAUUGUUAUAUCCUCCUUGCGCCCUCAGUAUAGGUACCUAGGAGAUGUUGCAAUUCCAUAUGCAACUAGUGCUGUGUGGCAUCGCAGACAGCUAUUUGUUGCUACUCCAACUACCAUCGAGGUGGUUUUUGUGGAUGCUGGAGUUGCUCAAAUUGAUAUAGAGACAAAGAGGAUGAAAGAAGAACUGAGACUGAAAGAGGUACAAGCUAGAGCUGUUGCUGAGCAUGGUGAAUUGGCUCUAAUAUCAGUUGAUGGUCCAAAAACUGAGACAAAUGAGAGAAUUCCUUUGAGACCACCUAUGCUGCAGGUUGUAAGAUUAGCUUCAUUUCAGCAUGCUCCUUCAGUGCCACCUUACUUAACAUUGCCAAAACUAUCGAAAAUCGAUGGGGAUGAUUCAGGAAUGUCUGAUGGAAAAGCUAACGAGAUCGCUGUUGGUGGUGGCGGAGUUGCUGUUGCGGUUACUCGCUUCCCUAUGGAGCAGAAACGACCAAUUGGUCCACUUGUGGUUGUGGGAGUUAAAGAUGGAGUACUCUGGCUAAUUGAUAGGUAUAUGCGUGCACAUGCCUUAUCUCUCAGUCAUCCUGGUAUACGUUGCCGCUGUCUUGCUGCCUACGGUGAUGCUGUCAGUGCAGUAAAAUGGGCUACUAGACUUGGCAGAGAGCAUCAUGAUGACUUGGCCCAAUUUAUGCUCGGAAUGGGUUAUGCUGCAGAAGCUCUUCAUUUGCCCGGAAUAUCUAAGAGGUUGGAGUUUGAUCUGGCCAUGCAGGGAAAUGAUUUGAAAAGAGCUCUUCAAUGUCUUUUGACUAUGAGCAAUAGCAGGGAUAUAGGAAAAGAAACUUCAGGGUUGGAUUUGACGAACCUUUUAAAUGUAGCUGCUAAGAAAGAAAAUAUAGUCGACGCAGUUCAAGGAAUAACAAAAUUUGCGAAGCAGUUUUUGGAUCUUAUUGAUGCUGCAGAUGCAACGGCACAAGCUGAGAUUGCUCGUGAAGCCCUUAAGCGUUUGGCUGCUGCUGGUUCCAUAAAGGGAUCCUUGCAAAGUCAUGAGUUGAGGGGCCUGGCCUUGCGACUUGCAAACCACGGAGAGUUAACACGCUUAAGUACUUUGGUGAAUAAUUUAGUCUCACUUGGUUUGGGACGUGAAGCCGCAUUCUCGGCUGCAGUUUUGGGUGAUAAUGCUCUCAUGGAGAAGGCAUGGCAUGAAACAGGGAUGCUUGCGGAGGCUGUGCUUCAUUCCCAUGCCCAUGGACGACCAACUCUUAAGAACUUGGUUGAGGCUUGGAAUAAAAUGCUGCAGAAGGAGAUUGAGCAUACUCGAACGACUACUAAGACAGAUGCAACUGCUGCCUUCUUAGCUUCUUUGGAGGACCCCAAGCUUCCUAGUCUAGGAGACACUGACAAGAAACCUCCUAUUGAAAUUCUUCCUCCAGGGAUGAGCUCCCUCUCUCUCUCUAUAUCAGCUCCAAAGAAGCCGCUGCCUACUUUAAAGGGGUCACAACAGGAGCCUGGUAAGCCGUUGUUAUUAGGAGCACCUCCUACCACCGCACCAAUUAAUGGUGUUACACCACCACCAACAGAUUCUGGUGAUUCAAGUGUUGUGCCUCCAGCAGAGUCCAGCCAACCUGGAGCUCCAUCGACAGCGGAGUCAAGUCAACCUGGAGCUCCAUCUACAGCAGAGUCAAGCCAACCUGGCGCUCCAUCUACGGUAGAGUCCAGUCAACCUGGCGCUCCAUCUACAGUAGAAUCCAGCCAACCUGAGGUCCCUCCGCCAGAUUCCACCCAAGCUGGAGAGGAAUCUGGUGAAGCUGUAGCUCCUUCUGCCGAAGUUUCAAAUCAACCAAAACCUGAAGGAACAUCUUCUUUACCAGAUUCUAGUGAAACAGGAGCUUCAAAUCAAGUCAAUUCAAGCGAGUCAGAACCUACUAAACUAGCUGAUUCUAGUCAGUCAGGAGCUCCACCACCAGCUGACUCAAAUCAACCUGAAGCUCCACCACCUACGACUGAUUUAACUCAGCUCCCCUUGGAUCCUAAAGUUGCUGAGCAACAACUACUCGACAGUAUAGGUCCAGAGGUCGUCGCUAAACCAAGCAACUCAAGGUCUCCAUUUGCUGAUCUAGCACUGCUUAUGUAGCCAGCAAGUGAACAGAUGUGUAGAGUUUUUUCCUCCCUCUUAAAAUUAACAGAUAUAUAUUGUAUGAUAUCAGUUUGCAUUUGUAAUUGUUUUUUUUAAAGUUUCUUGGAAAUGUCACAAUUGAUUUUUAUACUCAAUAUUCUUUGUAUCAUUGUAUUCGAUAGAUUUAGGUUCAGCUAGGGUUUUUUUGGAUGCUGUAUUACUGUAUACUUCAUUUGUAGAGUUUUCUACCAGUGUCAUCAGAGCCAUUUGUGAUCUGUUUCUUGGGA